AAUCCUAUUGGGUGCUAAACAAUAAGGAACUAUUUUCAAAAUCAGACAUGCAGCUGUCAGCAACUCCGGAUAUGCUUGGAUGCGGGGGCCUCGGGAGUGCCUUUUAUUGGCGGAGGAUGGGAAAUGGUAGCAGUCGACGCUGGCCCAUAAAGAGCAAGAUGCCACCUGGGACUCCUGCCAGACCAACGGCCCCUGUUCCAGAAAACAAAUCAAAGGUGGACACUAUGGAGGAGACAAGUGUUCAAGCCACUAAACCGCUGUCUUCAUCACUAAGUAUUGGAGCUCUGUUUUCUGUAUUUGGACGUGUUAUGCGAAAAUGCAGAAAGACAAUUAAUCAAAUCUGUUCUGGUCUCCUGAACGUUGUAUUUUUCUGGAGAGGCUAUUCAGAAAGAGUGGAGUACCUUCACCAAAAAGUAGAGGAGCUGCAAAGAGAAAUAGCACUAUUGCAUUCCACUUUGAAGGAAGCCAAGACUGUAGGCCGUCAAUGUGAAAUGCCUGAUGGUGUUCAGCACUCUCCACCUCCGCCGCCACCACCUCCUCCUCUUCCUCCUCCUCAAAUUCUGUUGACACUUGCUGCUCCGAAGAUGGCCUCACUUCCCCCAAGACCUGCACAAACUAGCUCUCUGAAGGAGAAGCAAAAUGGCCUCGCUGCUGUGACUCUUCGAGAUCUUCAAGCAGUACGACUAAAGAAAGUGACUGUAGGCCAAAAAAAGCAGGUGUCUCCACAGAGAAGAAGAUCACCAGUGGUCACACUCGCAGACUUGCAGAAAGUCUGUUUACGACGCUCUAAUUCUGACCUCCCCUUGAAGUCUAGAUCAGGCCUUUGCAGGACUGUCUCUAGGACACCAACCAAAAAUCCCAUGAAUCUUCGGGUACAGCUUCGAAAAGUCAACUUAAUGAGGAGUCCUGGUGGCACACCGCUAGGUAACAAAGAGAAGGAUGUGAUGGAUUCAAGCCUGGAUCCAAGCAUGACCAAAGGUUUAGGAAACCAGUACCUGAGUACUUUAACAAAAGGACUAUCACCAUUCAAGGCUGUCUAAACAAAGAAAUUGGCUGUUUUAUUUUUAUUGCAUGGCCAGUCUUGUGUUCUUGUUGGCUUGUUUUUACAUGUGUACUGUGACUGUGCUAAUAGCUUUGGUUCUCAUACUGUCAUGUUACUACGGUAACUAUUUUAGUGGCAGGUCAGUAUUUGAAGUUACUCGCUGCUAUGUUAUUUUAUAUACUUGUUGCAUGUGAAAUGUGCUACCUGCUGCUUUUAUAUCAGAACCCCCCUUUUCAAAACAUGCUCACAAGCUUAAUAACAAUUGCACACUGUAGGCAAAUUAAAUGCACGUCAUCUUGAGCAUGUUUUCAUAUAUGGUUAAUUGUAUAAUUAGUAGAACUACAUAAUUGAACAUGUGGUUCAGCGUCACUGUUACUGAAAAUGACUGUGGAAUGUGCAAACUAACUUGGCUUAUAAAAUAUAGUACUGUAUUGAAGUCUGUACGGUGUGAGACAAGUCAGUUAUUGAUCUAUAAAU
Messenger RNA from Cyprinus carpio (common carp), 1519 nucleotides. RefSeq lists its product as uncharacterized. The record is from RefSeq and is a predicted model, not a curated record. NCBI's taxonomy places the organism in Eukaryota, Metazoa, Chordata, Actinopteri, Cypriniformes, Cyprinidae.